AUGAAGACAUCCACGAGGCCGCCGAUGAGUUCGGCGCAUUCUCAUCCACAUCGUUCGUGCCAUUCCCAAACCAACGCACAAUCAUUCCGCUCCAACAGGUCCACCACCCCUAUGGCAUCUCCACGCCUGCCUCACUCGGUUGGGCAACCGUACCCCCCGUCCUCCAAGCUAUCACCGGCGUUUCCUACCGAUGUACGAUCAUCGAGUCCUAAUUACUUCGGCCUCAACGUAGAGCCGAAUCCAGACCCUCGAGACUCGGCCAAGCUUCCACAGGAGAACUGGAGCCCACCGACAUCGUCGAUCAAGUCGUUCGGCGCGGCCAUGCCAAAGCAACUGCCUCUUGAUGCUAAUCCCGAGUUCGAGGCGUUCCGUCGCCAAGCCGACGCCAAUCGAGGAAUGUCUUUCGCCCUAGGUAGCUCUCAUUUUGCGUCCCCGAGUAUGCAGCCGCCGCCACCGGGUCUGAGGCCUAGACCGCUGCGCCGGCCGACCAAUCAGAGUGACAGCACCUCUGACAUGGCAGGUUCCAGGCCCUCGUUACUCAGGCGGGAUACCAACGGCAGCCGAAUGGACAUUGACGUGGACAGUCUGCACGAUUCCGCCUACGUUUCUUCCGACUCCAAGAGGAACUCCGAGGCUUCUAUAAACCCUCCGUCUUUCUUUGAUAUGCCUAGGCAUGAGUCGCCGGCCCACACCGAUUCCCCCUUUCACCUCAUGAAGCGGUCAAAUUUAUCGCAGGUUGAAGGUGUCCACCCUCGAUUGUCUUUGCCGCAGAACAAGUUGGACCGUUCAGGUGGUGACACGGACAAACCCCGUUCUGAGACGCUACCCUCCAGCCUUGAGGCUGGUACUCCUGGCCUGAUCAUGCCUGCUCAACUCAAAGCUAUGAUUCAAAACAUGGACGAGAGUGAGUAUCUUUUGUUGGAUGUGCGGGUUUCAACUCAUUAUGCCCAGUCCAGGAUUCAAGGGGCGUUGAACUUGUGUAUUCCCACAACCCUGUUGAAACGCGCCACUUUCGAUUUGCAGAAAUUGCAAACAACCCUCCAGACUGAGGAGGACCAAGACAAGUUCGCGCAAUGGCGAACCGUCAAGCAUCUUAUUGUCUACGAUGGCGCAUCCUCGGAAAAGCGAGAUGCUCAUUCGGCUAUGAACAUGUUUAAGAAGUUCGCCAAUGAAGGCUACGAAGGUAACACAUAUUUGCUGAGAGGAGGAUUCAACGCCUUUGCCUCAUCACAAGCGGGACUAGUUGACCGGCGGAACGCAGCGGAAAGAGCAGGCAAACCGGCCACAUCCGACCCGGGUAGACCUACCUUUGCUCCAGUCAUCGGCGGGGUGAUGCUUCCUGCGUCGGGAAACGGCGCAAAUCCUUUCUUUGGCAACAUCCGCCAAAAUAUGGAUUUGGCCGAUGGUGUUGGACAGAUGGACAUUGCCCUGCCCGCUAACCUUAGUCCAAACUCCCUGCCGCAGUGGCUUCGAAGUGCUAGCACAACAGCCGACCACGGCAAAGCGGUAUCGGAGAAGUUCCUGCAGAUAGAACGCAACGAGCAGGCCCGCAUGAGAGACGCCUAUUCUGAUUUCAACUCUACCGUAUCCCAGAAGCCGGGCAUGGGCAAGGUUUCCCUAUCCGGCGUUGAAAAAGGAGGCAAGAACAGAUAUAAAGAUAUACUCCCAUUCGACCAUGCACGAGUCCAUCUUACGGGUCGACCGGAGGGCGCUUGCGAUUAUAUCAACGCAAGUCAUAUCCGAUCUUCGAAAAGCAACAAACGAUACAUUGCAUCUCAGGGCCCUCUGCCGGCCACAUUUGAUGACUUCUGGUCAGUCAUUUGGGAUGAAGAUGUCCGAGUUAUCGUUAUGUUGACUGCCGAAACGGAAGGCGGCCAGCUGAAGUGUCACCCGUACUGGCAGAACAAAAAAUUCGGAUCUAUUAAGCUCAAACCCUUAUCUGAGAAGAAAGUGUCUUUAGAUAUCGACAAACAUCGCACUGCUUCUCAGGCGACCCCCUCUUCGGGCGCAAGCAGUUCACCUGACUCUAGACGUCGGCGUGCUAAUACGACAACGACUCUAGAGUCAUUUGGCCCAACCCCUCAGCCUCCGCAAUCUCAGGCGGAGGCCCCAUACGUCAUCAUCCGCAAGUUUGCGUUGUCUCACGCAGCGCAUCCCUUCGCGCCCAUACGAGAAAUCACUCAGCUUCACUAUCCUUCGUGGCCAGACUUUGGUGCCCCCGCCCAGCCCUCACAUCUCCUUGCUCUGGUGGAGCUUUCUAACGUGAUGCAACGGGCUGCCUUGCCUGUGGACUCGAACGCGAUUACUGCAGCAGUUUCCUCCGAACGCCCGGCAACUCUGAACUGGGUUGAUGAGCCUGAGGAGAGUGCGCGCGCCCGGCCCAUGCUCGUACACUGCUCGGCAGGUUGCGGCCGUACUGGUACGUUCUGCACGGUUGACAGCGUCAUCGAUAUGCUCAAGCGACAGCGGAUGGCUUCUUUAACUGCCAGCAAGUCACAUGAUGGUGAUGGUGAUGUCAGCAUGGAUGAUGAGGCGAUAUCGCCCUGCACAAAGGUACCCAACUCGUUGAAGGAUAACUUGAAUGCGACUCGUGUCUUCCAGCCCCUUGUUGUCGAGAAGGACAAGAAAAAUUUAGACGUCAGCUGGGUGGGGAAUGAUGCGCUAGACUUGAUCGAGAAGACAGUGGAAGAAUUUCGAGGACAGCGGCUCAGUAUGGUACAGAGUCUACGACAGUUUGUUCUCUGUUACGAGAUAGUAUUGGAAUGGGUUGGCAGGUCUCAGGAGCGGAGCAGAGGCACCUCCGCCAAGAGGAGUAGAGCGCGGAGCGGGAGCUUGGAAGCGCCUUCCCGGAGAUGA
This is a messenger RNA of Pseudomassariella vexata, 2856 nucleotides long. Its product is annotated as protein-tyrosine phosphatase. Bases 1 to 2856 code for a protein of 951 amino acids. The record is from RefSeq and is a predicted model, not a curated record. Lineage: Eukaryota; Fungi; Ascomycota; Sordariomycetes; Amphisphaeriales; Pseudomassariaceae. Gene Ontology annotation, biological process: protein dephosphorylation. The transcript is spliced from 2 exons. Gene Ontology annotation, molecular function: protein tyrosine phosphatase activity.